AUGAAGUUAUCAGCUAUAAUCACUGCUUUAACUACCUCAAUUGCAUGCAUAUCAGGCUAUGAAACAACUGGUAAAGAAACUGUUGAUAUUUUAACUGACUAUAGGAUCAAAGAAACUCCCGAAGUUACUCAAAAAGAUGUUGCUAAUUGGGUUAAUGGUGAUGAAAUUACACUUCAAUAUACUGUAAAUAAUAAUGAACCAGAAGAAAUCACAGUCAUUGGAGUUACUGGAUCUUUCACUAAUCCAGUUACAAACCAAAUUGUUACAAAUUUGACUCAAGGUAGAGUUGGACCAGUUGUUAUUCCACCUGGUAAAUCAGAAAUUUUUGAACAAACUAUUUCUGUUGAUUUGAUUCCAAACAAUUAUGAGUUAAUUCCACAAGUGUUUAUUGCUCAUGAGGAAUUAAUUAAAGUUUUACCAUGUCGUGGUCAAUUAGCUUCAGUAAUUGAUAAAACAAUUUCAUUUUUUGAUCCAAGAUUAAUCUUUUUGGAAAUUGUUUUAUUAGCUUCAUUUAUUGCUUUAGCUUACUUAGGUUAUGAGAUUUGGGGAAAAUCUUAUUUCAAGGGUACUGCUCCUGUAAAAGCUGUUAAAGUUAAAAAGACUGGUGUUUCACCUGCUCCUGUUGGAUCUGCAUCUACUGGUGCAACCACUUACGAUAUUAAUUGGAUUCCAGAAGGACAUAUAAAGCAAAAAAAAACAAAAAAAGUGGCCUGA
Molecule: messenger RNA, 714 nt
Organism: Lodderomyces pseudojiufengensis
Lineage: Eukaryota; Fungi; Ascomycota; Pichiomycetes; Serinales; Debaryomycetaceae
Exons: 1
Coding region: 1-714 (237 amino acids)
Cellular component (GO): endoplasmic reticulum; endoplasmic reticulum membrane
Source: RefSeq, a predicted model, not a curated record